AUGUCGCAAACUAUAUCCUGUGCUGGUUGUUUGCAAUUGAUAGUUGAAAGACGAUUUCUACGCUGUAAUAUUUGUGAGCAAUACUAUGACCUGUUGUGUGCAAAUGUAUCAGAACAACGGUUCUUUAAUACGCUUACUCAGGAACAUCGAAGUCGUUGGAAGUGCCCUUUAUGUAUUAACGCUGACGUGGUUACUACUCGUCGUGGGGCGGGAGUAUCAGUAAGCCCGCCGGACGAUAACAUGGAUGUGUCCGAUAUCAUCGUUGCUGAUGAUCUUAAUAACGCUACUCAUAAUAUUUCCCUAGAUACGUCACUUACAAAAACUUUAAUUGAAGAAUUACGUCAAUUUCGAAAGGAGCUAUCUAUGACGAGAAUGAAGGUGGAGGAGUUAAACGAGACUAUGUCUCGUUUUGAAGAUAGAAUUGUUGUAUGUGAGGACCGUAUAAAUGGAAUAUCUUCCCGAAUUGAAACACUAGAAAAACGUUUAGAAGAUAAACAUUGUAGUUCGGAUGUGGAGUCUUCGCUGCUGACGACCGUGGAACAGCUAAAGAUGGAACUUAAUGAACGUGAUCAGGAUUUACUAUUGAAUGAUAUAGAAAUCUCUUGCAUUCCGGAAACAAAGGGUGAAAGCUUGCAACAUGUUGUCAUGACUGUUACACGGAAAUUAGGAGUUAGCAAGAAAUUGUUAGUGUCGCACGAGUCAGCCGGCCAGAAAACGGUGCGACCACGUCCCAUCGUGGUAAAGUUCACCCGACGAGUUAUCCGUGACCAAGUUUUGCGGGCGUCUCGUGUGCGACGUGGUGCUACAACGGAGGGCAUCAUCCCUAUUAUACCGCCACGAAGAUUUUAUGUCAAUGAAAGGUUAACCCGUGCGAACAGGCAGAUGUUUCGCAGAGCCCGAGAAGUUGCAGGACGUCUUAACUGGCGGUACGUGUGGACGAGGGAUGGUCGAGUCUAUGCACGUCAGCGUCAGGGUGGUGACUCGCCACGACACCGCUUGCGCACAGAGGCAGAUAUAUGUCGUGUUUUUGGAAUCCGAUACUGUUCGUUCUUCUAG
Molecule: messenger RNA, 1056 nt
Organism: Diatraea saccharalis (sugarcane borer)
Lineage: Eukaryota; Metazoa; Arthropoda; Insecta; Lepidoptera; Crambidae
Source: the annotation of a GenBank genome assembly